Penicillium brasilianum is the source of this 2898-nucleotide messenger RNA. Lineage: Eukaryota; Fungi; Ascomycota; Eurotiomycetes; Eurotiales; Aspergillaceae. The record is from the annotation of a GenBank genome assembly.
CACAGACACCAGGCCUUUUUGAGGUUCCAUUGAGCGCAGCUUGUGGUUAGCCUGCUUACGGUCGCAUGAGAACGUUCUUUUCCAUCCAUCCUAGAAGUUCAUGUAUUCCCUUCCUAAGAGCAGACGGGACUCUUUUGAUAUGAUUAUGAAUCACACUGUUUCCACUUUGGCAUCAUUUGAUGUGUGAGAAAAUUCAUUCUAGACUCGCUCGCUCUCUAUCUUUGGCGUUACUUCUGUAGCACCUUGUCAAGGUUGUUCAUUAACCCCCCUUUUCCCUAUCCGUCCCGUCGACAUGGGGUCUAGCAGGCGGUCGGGACGAGUGCAACGUACGGAUCAAGUCCUCAUUGCUAGAUACCGUCGAAAUCAUAAAAUGCAGUCCUGCGAACCAUGCCGAAAGUCGAAAGUUGCGUGCGAUCACAGAAUUCCUUGCGGAAGAUGUAUAAGGAGGCGAUGUGUUGACGAAUGCCACUAUCACCCGAACCCUCUUACACGUCACCGUCAAGAAGCCACUACAACUGCGACUGCGAUACCAAACGUCCUGACGCCACCACAGCCGAGUAGCGCUGUCUCUCGCUUCUCGAAUGGGCAAGAUCGCGGAGGCGAUGAAACCGAGAUUGUUACCUUUUCGCAAUGGUACAACCACAGGGCGAGUUUCGCACUACCACAUCGUGCAGGGUCAGCACCGCCAUUAUCUGAUUUUUCGGAAACUUGGCCGGGCAAGCACGGGUUCCUUGGCUUUACCUCCCACACAUCCAUCAUGAUAGAGGAGUUGACACGACUCGGUAUAACUUCCAGCGGCCUUGAACCAGCCACGGCUGUCCACAAGAAACCCAUUCCAUGCGAAAGAAUCGCCAGUGGUUGUCGGGCUCUCUCUUUCCUGCAUAACAGGGCAAUGAUAGAUCGUGGCAUCGACUUGUUUUUCCAAUCUAUCGAAUGUAUCCAUAUUCAUUGUGGCGAGUUCAUUGUGAGACAGUGGCUAUCACAAAUGUGGUUUGCUCAUGGCGAAGUUUUGUUAAAUCAGAACCCCGAGCAGAUACGGCGGCUAAGCCAUUUGCUCUGUGAGAACACGGCGACACCACAAGUGUUUGAUGGCAGAACCACUGCAAGUCAGUGGAUUUGCUCUGCCACGGGCGAACACAUACGCUGGGGAGUGAUCGCCAUGAUCGCCAACUACUUGGCAACAUAUGCCAUGGUAACAAAUUCAUCAGAUCCAUUUUUCCAGGAGUUCAACGUGGAUCGCAAAUCACUGUUGGAUGAUAUGACCGAAGUUUCAGACGUAUCUCUCAGAUUUUGUCGAGAAAGCGGAGCUUUGGAUGAUAUAUUCAUCUGUGCCCUUCUCGAGCACUACAACAUUACCAAAUAUACCAAGGGAGAAGCUUGUUAUACGACGUACUGUAUCGGUGCCGAAGUGAAUAGCGCCCUCAUUGCGAUGGGUCUUCACCAGGAGAUCAAAGCAGAUGGCCAAGUUCCAUUUUUCCUCGCUGAACUGCGCAAACGACUUCGAGCAAUGAUUUACAUAGCGGAGAUCAGUAUAGCUACGUUUCUGGGCCGUCCACCACGACUGUCGCAUCGUUAUAUGAACUUAGAUCCGCCGCUAGAUUUGACGGACCCGCAAUUGUUUUCGGAAGAUCCACAGGAGCUAGCGGUCGCCAUUGCUCAUCUGGACGAGCAGGGAUUUAAUCGAGAUGGAGAUAUUGGCCAUGUCUCUUGGAUAAAGUCUUCAAUCGGUUUUAUGACAAGGAGAGAGGACAUCCUGGAGCUUUCAUUAGGGAACUUCACUUCAGACGAGGUGCGGGAAAAUGCAGACAUUAUUCAACGCAAAACGGAGGCACAUUGGGGAGCUCUUCCCCAAGUUCUAUUGAAUUUAAAAGGUGGGGAAUUCGGGCUCGAGACCCAAAAGGUCAUCGAGCUACACUUUCAAAACGUCUUUCGCCAAGGUCCGCAGGUGAAUUCACUUCUACUGCACCGCGUACUCAUGCACAAAGCGGGUACGGGCCCCGUGGGAUUAAUUAUCACGGCACAGACAAUCCUGAGUGAUGUGAUGCGACUGUACAAACGUGUCGAAAUGUCUGCAGCAACGUCAUUCAUCUACUUCUUAGCAGUACAUGGACUUCGCAGUGCGGUUAUACUGGCGGUGGAACUCUUAAAGCAGGAACAACUCCCAGUUUAUCUCAACGAGCCGCUUCUGCCUCGAAGCAGGACAAUCCAAGAUCUAUGUAUCUUCACAGAUAAGCUGAGUGACUUGGAUCCAAUGUUUGGAGAUAAAGAACUUUGCGAAAAGGGCCGAAAAUUAAUUUCUCGGGUCCUUGACAAGAUCCUGAGCCUUCCGAAAACUGUGGAUCGAAAUUGUCAUGGUUCUUCUGCACCAAUACAGCAGCUCGACACCAGCGUUUUCACUAACAAUACGAUUUACAACGCAUAUGGGUCAGAUGGCUACUUGAUGACGGAUGAUUUCAGUCAUGGAAUGAGUGCGCCUGUUUCAGGUCCAGAUCAUGCAUUCAGGCUUUGGCUGGAGAACAUUGAUGGCCAGGAUUGGAUACUAUAGCACAGAAGCAAGCUUAUAGGCUGUCCCUCGCCUGCAAGACACUUCCUCAGGUCAGGGCUGGCCGCUAUCACUGACGAGAUUAGUGGCCAUGAUGGAUAUCAAAGCUUUACCAUGAUUCAGGAUGGCCGCAAGAGGUUUGUCAAACAGAAGCAUCGUCAGAGACAUCAUCCCGUCUUCAUUAUGACUGUGAUAGUGUACUUGGAUAAUGGCGAGUUAAGAAGGGGUGGCGGGUCAUUCGCCACAGCCAGUCGUUUUCUGCAGGUCUUAUUGGUAAAGCAUUUCAUUUAAGAGUCUUGAAUUAUAUGGUGAGGUCCGAUGGAAGGCCAACAUCGUUACCAAGCUCAGUCCCACGG